AUGAUAAGGGUGCUGAAGAACAGGGCGGGGGUCAUCUUUGACCGAAACGCCAGGGCUCGGCGUCUGGCCGUGGGCAAGGCGGCGACAAAGCGUGACACAGCGUGCAACAGUAUCAAUUCGAGAACUACAGUCAGUCUUCUCUUCCGGAGGAACACGGAAGAGGAAGGGAGGGGUUGGGUGUUGUCCAGGACCUUGAGAUGGAUGCAGCCGGGCUACAAGCAUACAUAAGUAGCAGCGGUAGCAGGCUGUGCCGGUUUGAUUUUCGACCUGGCGUUGGGUUUUGUGUCGACUGGAAAACGCAGCACCCCCUCCACGUGUGUGGAGGCUGAAAGUGUUUGGGGCGGGGGGAGGGGGAGGGGGAGGUAGAUGUGCUACGCACAAUAAACAUGUCUUCAGCUCACAUGUCUCUGUGUUGGGUACAGUCUACUGUAUGUACGUGAUCCGCCAAUGAAUUUGCGCCAUCUGCCACGCGUAUUUGUACGAACUACAAUAACAAGGUCAGCCUGGAUACGUAGGCGUUUGGUUUUCCGGCGCGUGUGUACCGGUGUGUACUGCAGUCCAGCGAGUUUUUAGAAAUGGGGGCGAAAUGAGUUCGUUGUGCAAAUCGUGCGCGUGCUUUGGUUCUAGACUAUCUAUAUUCCCGUGGUUUAAAAGCUGGAAAGAUUCUCUGACAGACUGCUUUGGCCAACCAAGUGAAUAGGACGCCGUAGGUAGGAAGCGGCCGUUUCACUCCUCAUCACGCCCUGCUUCCAGAACGCGAAACGCUCGCCCACCGCAUGGCGAAGUUUUAGUUGGCAACAGCAUCAGACUUUGCGGCAGUGGUGUUUGUAGAUCGUUGUUUUCGCCGCGCUGCCGUCCUUCUGUGGUGUCGUGUGUGUGUUUAGCUCUGUUUUUACAACUUGAAAGUACGCCUUGACAUUGCUGUCACGCUUUUUAAGAGUUUCAUUUUUUUUGUGAAAAGCUCGAAUUGUUGUUGUUUUCACAUCAAAAACCGUUCCGGUCUCCGUCGCCCAUACAAGACGGGAACGUGUUUCACAAUUCACUAUAAUUGCUUGUAAAGGCAAUUGUCCUUCGAUGAAGUCCGACGUGCGGCGAAGAAUUCCGCUGGGCUUUCGAGCACAUGCUUCGGAGGCCAUGCUUGUUGGUGUAGGUCAUUUGACCACAAACUCUCGCCCACUGCAUGAGGAGUUCGCGAACGCACCAAACUACAAGUCAAACAUUCAUCGUCUCACCAGAGAGUUUACUGGCCGCAACACUCACACAGCACCGGUGAAGCAAGCUUCCGGGGAAGAGCUUGGCCCAACGAUUCAUGCUCCCGAUAUAUGCACCAGCCGGCCGAUCGAAGAAAGCAAGAAAUUCAUAGGCAUCUCUUGGACUAUCAUUGCUACAUGUGCCGCACGCCCACACGAACCCGGCUCUCCAUCGCCAUAUGUAGCUACAGUUGCCUUCGUGGGGCAACUCCGGAGCUUUGGGUGCUGAAGGGGGCCUGACCACGAGACCCUGUGGUGGGUCUGGUUAUCAGUCACAGCAGUUGUGGCGUGGGCGACCUCUGUGCAACGACCAUAAACCGGUAUUGUCCAACAAGCCCACCACAAUCGUCGUAUGCGUGUGGCCGGCCUUAAUGAAGAAGCUGCUGUCCGGGAAAGCUUCCUGUCAUGGCGGCUUCUCCAGAACAGUGCUUGGCAACCGAUUCCCCACACUUGGAACUGUUGGUGUUGCCAUUGGGAAAUUGAACUCAUCGCCGCUUGCGCGAAAUCCAAUUUUUACUGUGGUGACUGUAAGCUGCGAGCUCAGGCAGGUCCUCACCCCCCUACCUGCAUACCAUACGCCAUCCAACCGGAGACCCAACCCCUGCAACCGCACCCGGCAGAACCUAUCUCAUCACCGGCCCAACUAUCCCUGUGCCUUGUAUGCCGUGCCUCCUCGCAUUCCCCGCAAGCCCGAUCGAAUGACGGGGUUGCUCCCUGCAGCAACCUACGGUAGCCCCAACCAAAACUAAAUAAUGACGUCGGCAUCCCAAAGAACUCUCGCGACUGACGCUAAAGCCAUCGCUCCCUCUUCCACGCAGCCAACACAAACAAAGGGAUGAUUGUACACUCGAAGUACGAAGGCAACACGUUUAAAUCAGAAGGGCUGAUUGUACACUUCAAGACAAGUUCUGCCUCCCAACCAUCCUUGAUGUACUCGCUCUCCAUCUCUCGCUGUGUGUGUGUUCAUUUAUCUCCCGCACCAUUAACAACAGAUCACAUCGCCAAUACCAACUGGCGACGCCCAACGCAACCCAUGAAAAUAAAACCAUGACACUCUGCCGUAGCACGCUCAAUAGUGAACCGACCACGCUUACGCCAAAUGCAAAACAAGCUGCCCGUCGUCCACUCGAUCGACAUGAAAAGAGCAAACGCGUACAUUCUCGAUAUGUUUCAGGGCGAAGAACUGGCUUCACCAAAGGAGAGGUGCGAAGCGUUCGAGCAGCAGCAGCAGUAGCAGCAGCGACGAACAACCUGGAAUGCUUCCCACCUGCACUUUCGCUCUCCGCAAAUCAACAAAGGGAGGCACGCAACGCACCCUACAUGGGGGGUUCCACUAUCACUUUUCAACAACAUCAACACACGAGCCAACAUAAAAAACAUAAACAUACAAACGACACGGCCGUAUGUAUACCAUACGAGAGGCUCGUCACCCCCCCUACCACCUAUCAUCAUCCACAACGCCCCUGACUCUUGUUGACAAACCCUACAGGUAAUACUCCGGCUCGUACUCCUUGCCCCAAUCUAUCUUAGUCCACGCUCGCUCGUUCAAGAAGAAGAGUGCCUGUUUG
Ectocarpus sp. CCAP 1310/34 is the source of this 2818-nucleotide messenger RNA. NCBI's taxonomy places the organism in Eukaryota, Phaeophyceae, Ectocarpales, Ectocarpaceae. The record is from the annotation of a GenBank genome assembly.